GUUCUGAGAAGUUAUGAGUUAACUUAAACAUUCUAAACUUGUCAAACGUGUCAUGUGGCAUUUAUAGGGGCUCACAUUCCAAAACUUUCCAGUUUAGGUACAAAUCAUUUGUUAGCUGUCCGCCUUCGCAAAAACAUCAAAACCGCAAAGAUGGAUCAUUGUCACCUGUUUGUUCUUUGUGCCAUCAUUGCACUGACCCAAGCAGGGGAACCUAGAAAACAAGAAACUGAGUGCCCAAAAGGCUGGACUCAGUUGGACAUGUACUGUUACGUCUUUCAACAUGAUGCCAGGUCAUUUUCUGAUGCAGAGAGCGUCUGCAACGUACUUGGCGGGAAUCUGGUCUCCAUCAACAGCGCCAAGGAAAAUGCACUCGUUGUUGAGCUGAUUCGGGAGGCUGCUGGUUCUGUUGUGGACACUUGGAUUGGACUCCACGAUGCAAUUGAGGAAAAUGACUUUGUAUGGACCGAUGGCGAAACUGUGAAUUUCAAAAGCUUUGGUGUUGGCCAGCCUGACAACAAUAGCGAUAACGAAAACUGUGUAGAGAUCGCGGCAGAUGCAAACGAAUUGUGGAAUGAUGACACUUGCACUGAGGCCAACCCAUUUGUUUGCAUCAAAGCUGCGGAGAAAACGGACUGCCACUAAUCAGUUUAUCUAAUGUUACUGCAACCUUCUCUAAUCAUGGAUUUUUAUCAUCUUGGUAUCUUAUAUGUCAUUAGUCCUGAUUCCAAAGUUUACACUUUAAUAAUUGCUAAGAAAUCAAGGGGCCAUGAUGGUGACACGACUGGCUUCAUGUCUUGUCUCUCUGUAACUGCCUUCUUCUUUUUCAAGCUAAUUUCCGUGGGUGUCUUUCCAACAAAUUCAAU
Molecule: messenger RNA, 863 nt
Organism: Corythoichthys intestinalis (scribbled pipefish)
Lineage: Eukaryota; Metazoa; Chordata; Actinopteri; Syngnathiformes; Syngnathidae
Product: galactose-specific lectin nattectin-like
Exons: 7
Coding region: 151-642 (163 amino acids)
Molecular function (GO): signaling receptor activity
Source: RefSeq, a predicted model, not a curated record